AUGGAGAGAACUUUCGUAACGUUUCUCCUCGUCCUGGGGAUCUGCCGGGCGAGUUUACUGCUCGAAGAUACCGUCGACGUGGAUUUGAAAUACAGACUGCCGCCCGGCGUGAUUCCGACUGCAUACAAAUUGCACCUCACGCCUGAUUUGGAGACAUUUACAUUUGAGGGUGAAGUGGAGAUCACGUUGGUAGCAUUGAUCACGAACAAUAUCUUGACGUUGAACUUAAAAGAUUUAACAGUCCACGAUAUUAACUUCAUGGAUUUGAAUACAACGAAGACUUUAUGGAAUUACUACAUAACGGACCCAAAGCAUCAGAUCCUGAGCAUCACAACAAAACCCCACUUUGAAAAGGAUCAUCACUACUCGCUUAAAAUAAAAUACAAUGGAAUUUUCAACGACAAUAUGAGAGGACUUUAUGUGAGCAGAGUCGUGCGAAAGGGUGGAGACAUCGCAUACAUCAUAACGACUAAUUUUAAGCCAACGGGCGCUCGAUUAGUAUUCCCAUGUUGGGAUGAGCCUGCCUACAAGGCGAAAUUCAACAUCACUUUGACGCAUGCUAUGACACUGCAGGCGAUCUCUAACAUGGACGUACUGAAAAAAGAAGAAGAAGAUGGCAUGAUGAUCACUUCAUUCAAAGAAACUCCACCGAUGUCUACUUACUUGCUAGCAUUCGUGAUAAGCGAUAAUCAAUUUAAGGAAGAUAAAGUUGGCAACUUCACCUAUAGGGUGUGGGCGGAAGAAAGCAUGAUAGAAGGGACUGACUAUGCUUUGAAAAUGGGUAGGAAGCUUCUAGAACAGCUGAACUCGUACAUGAAUAUUUCGUACCAAACGUUUAUGCCAGACAAAAUAGAUCAAGUCUUGGUGAAGGAUUUACACCCAGCAGAUGCCAUCGAGAAUUGGGGUCUCAUGAUUUACAGGUACUUAGAAGUGAUGCACAUCGCGAUCAGAAUGCAACGGGUUUUAUUGUUUAUCGAUCUGUCAUGGUGGGUUCGAAGCUGGACACCUUUGAACUCGAAUUUCUAUUUCAGGGAAGAUACUCUCCUUUACGACGAUGUUUUCAGCGUAACUCGCAGGAAGAUUGACAUACUCGCGAUCAUCGCUCAGGAGAUCACUCAUCAAUGGUUCGGUAAUCUCGUCAGCCCGAAAUGGUGGAAGUAUCUUUGGCUGAGCGAAGGAUUGUCUACCUAUUUCCAAUACUUCCUUGCUCGCGAGGUAAAUGCGAUACUUAAUUCAUUAUUAAUUUAACUUAAAUCUUAAUUGAACUUAACACUUAACACAUUGUUGACCGGCAGUUUUUCUCAGAGUUUAUUUUAUGUCACCGACUAUUAUUCCAGAAUCGUAUGUGAAAGUGAAACAAUGUAAGUAAGCUUUUUUAUAACGAUUAGUAUACAUGAAUUUAUUUAUCCGAAUCAUGACUAUCGGAUUCUAUUACAUGUCUUCUUCGUGGUUUUGGUGGCCUAAUACUAACAUGCGGGACAUACCCCAUGCGAAAAUGCGUGUCUUUAUUGUCCGUAAUCAGCGUAAAUUUCGUGCCGAAUAAGUACUGGUGAAAUUUCUUUAUUCCAAAUAUGAUCGCGUACGCUUCUUUAUCGAUAUUUGCAUAUUUCUGUUGUACAUUGUUUAGCUUUUGAGAUGCGCAUUGAAUGAUUCGUUCUGAUCCAUUGGGAUAAAUAUUUGAAAGUUCCGCGCCGACCCCGUAACUAGUUGCAUCAACAGCUAGAAUUAACGGUGGGUCAUAAUACAGGGUGUUCCGGAAAGAUUGUUAGAGCCG
Ceratina calcarata is the source of this 1774-nucleotide messenger RNA. RefSeq names its product leucyl-cystinyl aminopeptidase-like. Gene Ontology annotation, molecular function: zinc ion binding; peptide binding; metalloaminopeptidase activity. Gene Ontology annotation, cellular component: cytoplasm; membrane. The record is from RefSeq and is a predicted model, not a curated record. Lineage: Eukaryota; Metazoa; Arthropoda; Insecta; Hymenoptera; Apidae. The transcript is spliced from 3 exons. The coding region runs from base 1 to 1248 and encodes 415 amino acids. Gene Ontology annotation, biological process: peptide catabolic process; proteolysis.